This is a messenger RNA of Pyricularia grisea, 1064 nucleotides long. RefSeq lists its product as uncharacterized. The transcript has 3 exons. The record is from RefSeq and is a predicted model, not a curated record. The coding region runs from base 1 to 672 and encodes 223 amino acids. Lineage: Eukaryota; Fungi; Ascomycota; Sordariomycetes; Magnaporthales; Pyriculariaceae.
AUGUCGUACUCGACGCAUCACAAAGCCGCUCGAAAAGGCCGCCUAGAGGGCUCUGGUCGAUGGCUCCUCGACGACACAUCGUUCCAGUCUUGGCGCAGCGAAAGUACAUCAUCCGUUCUCUGGCUCCAUGGGAUCCCGGGGUCGGGAAAAACGAAGCUCACGUCUCUAGUCGUUGACGAGCUCACCGGCUCCGAGAACCUUGCCUACUUCUACUGCAUGCGCAAUCCAGCCGAACCGUUACCCGGCCAAUGCGAUGCCAUUGACGCUCUCGACGGCAUAGCGGGGUUUGACGACUUUGCUUGGACAAGCGACGAGUCGUCUAGUAUACUUCUGGAGCUGAUGAAGGAAUACCCGGCCGUGACUAUGGUUAUUGAUGCAUUGGAUGAAGUUAACUCAGAAGAUCGCCAAGAGCUUAUGAAUAUUCUCGGCGAUUUGCUACGACAGUCGCCCAACCUGCUCAAAAUAUUAGUGUCAAUUAGAGAAAACUACGACAUUGCUCUACAUUUCGAAGGUUCCCCAAACAUUUACAUCGAUGCCCAAGAUAACAGGGGAGAUAUUAAACCAUUCAUCGACGACCGACUGACAGCAGCUAAGCUGCUUCGCGGCCGAUUGGCCGAUAACCUCAGAGAAACAAUCACAGAUAAUCUACUAGAAAAGGCCCACGGCAUGUAAGUAGAUUUGACCCUGUGUACGGUUGUCUCAGAUUGGAGUUGUUAUUUGUAUGUGCAGGUUUCGCUGGCUUGAUUUGCAAAUUCAGUCGCUUUGCCCCCUAAAAGUGCCAGCUGAAUUGAUGCGCGUCUCGGCACUCUGCCGGCCACUCUCAAGGAGUCCUACUGGGGCAUCUAUCAAGAUAUCCUUGAAUCUGGAGAGACGCAACAGACUUGGCCGUAUUUACCUUUCAAUGGGUCAUGUACGCAAAAGUCGGGAUCUCUGAUGAUCGUUUCGCCUCGUUUGCCUCUUGUGCCCUUUCUUCUGAAGGUGUCACCCAGACCUUUACCACAACGGAGGUUAUCGACGUCUGCAUGAACUUGGUGAUUGAUCGCACCGGCGUGCUGGAUUUCGCC